UUGACUUUCUAAGUAAACAGAGGCAGUAGCAACAUCAGUAGUAACUUGUGACAAUAAACUGUAAAUCGGUUGGCAGGAAAGGUGUUUUUCUGUAGCGACCUCUUUCCAUCCGUUAGGACUCUUGAUUACAAUAUUGAGGCUAUAAAAGCGCUAUCAUCAACAUCUUCUCUUUUUCACGUGUAGUUACCAGUGUCCAGUACUAGACUCAAAAAUUAUCGUAACAGAAGUUCAUUUUGUCAACAACUCAAUUCAAAAUGGCAACAAAUGGAAACGAUGAAUAUUUUCCAGAGCCUUCUGAAGAUAAUUGCGAAGCAAUGGAAUGGGAUGGAAACAAUGAAAGUAUUCCACAGUCUUCUGAAGAGUCUUCUGAAGAGUCUUCUGCAGAUUCUUGCGAAUCAGAGUCUGCUAAAAAUUAUUUGAACAGCAUCAGCAAUAUGGACGAAAGACGUGAAAAAUUGUGCCGAGGAUAUGCUGAACAACGAUGGGGAGGCGACGUUUUUAUAACACUUAUGAAUUGUCAAAGCCUGUUUCCGAGUGACGAAGAUAAAAGAUAUUUUGUAAAAUUUGCUCUGACAGAGUUCCACAGUUCAACAGACUUCAAUUUAAUGAUUUUAAAAAUGAUAAAAGAGUCCAACUUCAACAUGCAUGACUUUAGAUUCGAAGAUGGAAAGUCUGCUGUGCAUUAUUUAGCUAGCAUUGACGCAUUGCCGAUCAUACCACUCCAACGAAGACUUAUGCUGCCUUUCAUGGAAUUCUUCUUGGAAAACGCAGAGCAAAAUUACCAAGACGAGCACGGUUACACGUAUUUACACGGAGCCUGCAUGUCCGGUAACGUGACUGCGCUGAAUAUGCUCUUGAGCCAAGGCGUGGAUGUCAAUCUCAACUCAUACAGGUACGCACCGUUGCAUAUUGCAGCCCAGUACAGGAACGAUAAUGUGGUUGAAAUUUUAUUGAGACACCGAGCCAGUCCGAAUCAGCCGGACCACGAGCGAUCGACUCCACUUCAUGCCCUCGCGCGGCUGCGUAUAUGCGACUGUGACGACGGCCUCGACGUCUGCGAUCGUAAACGACCAGUCGAUAAGCUCGUAGAAAUGCUCGUAGGAGAUGGAGCAGAGCUCGAAGCUCGCAACUCUCACGGGGACACACCUUUACAGCUGGCGGUCUCCAGGUUUGACCGGGAACUGGUAGAGGCUCUUUUGAAACGCGGAGCAAGCAUAAGUAACUUGAAUGACGAUCGGAUGUUCAGCUGGGAUUUUUCCCCGUUGGAAUUGAGGUAUCCCUAUACUCUGUGGAUUAUCGAGACGAUUCGAUUAUUACAGUCGGCUGGCUACGAAAUGGACUUCCAGGCUAGAUUCAGAAUGAUUAAACUUUGGAUGAGAGUUCGAGGAAACGAUGCCGAUUAUAUUCUUUCAGAUCUUGAUCACUAUUCCUAUGCCUCGCUUUGUCACCAUCUAUCUAUUACUGAGACAUUUGGCUUUUAUAUCCAUCAAAAUACAAAUGAUUUUUGGCGUCAAAAAUUGGAACAAUUAAGACCUUUUCAUGGAAAUAACGCAUUGGAUUCGAUUCUUGUAAUAGGCUACGGUUUCACGCUGGAAGAUGCAGCGAAAAUGAAUGCAAUUAAGGUUACCGAAGAUAUCUCACUUUAUCAACUUUGCCAAAUGAACUAUAGCGAAGGUUACUCGAUUUUGAAAAAUAUACAGAAUUGGCGUAUCCCACCAAUGGAUCAAAUAUCGGGUACUACCAUGAACAUAAGAGUAAAAAGACACAUAGGAAACAUUUUAAUGAGGCGGGAGUUGGAAUUAUUUGUAUCCGAUCUGUUCAUGACUAAUCAUUGUCAAUUAAAUCUUCCUCAUACUGCUUGUCGAAAAAUUACCGAAUAUAUGAGUUACGAGGAUCUACUGCGUAUAUGCGAACAGAUAAUUGAAGAUAAUUAAGCCAAUGCGACGGUGUGAACGUCCAUGAGCGCAACGCCAGAUUCGUCAGGUUUACAAUUUUUAGCAUUUUAGACAUUUGCUCUGAUGCGAGCUACAGAAAACGUGUGAAAAUAUAGUGAACAUAGUUUUUAUGUUGAUAUUUACUGAUAAUAUACAAUGAUUUAUUGUAAUAUAGCAUUGAAUGAUUUUUGAGUGUCUCUUUUUUGUACGCGUGAAUACAAAAAAACUAAACUAGAA
Messenger RNA from Trichogramma pretiosum, 2171 nucleotides. Its product is annotated as ankyrin-3-like. Gene Ontology annotation, molecular function: protein binding. The transcript is spliced from 2 exons. The coding region runs from base 255 to 1934 and encodes 559 amino acids. NCBI's taxonomy places the organism in Eukaryota, Metazoa, Arthropoda, Insecta, Hymenoptera, Trichogrammatidae. The record is from RefSeq and is a predicted model, not a curated record. Gene Ontology annotation, cellular component: T-tubule. Gene Ontology annotation, biological process: regulation of cardiac muscle contraction; protein localization to T-tubule.